Messenger RNA from Linnemannia hyalina, 513 nucleotides. NCBI's taxonomy places the organism in Eukaryota, Fungi, Mortierellomycota, Mortierellomycetes, Mortierellales, Mortierellaceae. The record is from the annotation of a GenBank genome assembly.
AUGUGGAUCUUAGAACCUCAAGUCCUCGUCGUUGGAAUUGAAGGAUCAGGAAGAUACACAUUCGAGCAACAGCUGAACCUCCCUGGCGGUGGCGGGAUCACCACAAAAUCCAUCCUCACCACCUCUUCGUUCGGAUGCGACAUCAUCGACCAGGACAACAUCACCCUCUCGCUCUCGGUAUACGGAGGGAACCAUUCUAUGAUAUGGCACGGCAACUCUGGAACCGCCAGCGUUGUCUGUGUGGUCGACUCUUCGGACGAGGCCAAGAUUGAGUUAACAAAGGUUACGUUGGGGAGGUUCUUUGAAAGGUAUGAGAAGUUGUUGAGGAAGGCAGUAUUGUUGGUGAUGGCUAAUAAGCAGGAUCGGCUGGACGCCUUGUCGGUGACGGAGGUGAAGGAGAGGCUGGAGCUUGAGACGCGGUUCAAGGGACGGCGGUGGCAUAUCCAGGGGACUAAUGCUGUGUCUGGCCUUGGAAUCAAGGAAGGGCUGGACUGGAUGGCCAGGCAAAUCUAG